Molecule: messenger RNA, 1806 nt
Organism: Brassica oleracea var. oleracea
Lineage: Eukaryota; Viridiplantae; Streptophyta; Magnoliopsida; Brassicales; Brassicaceae
Product: probable serine/threonine-protein kinase irlF
Exons: 11
Coding region: 1-1806 (601 amino acids)
Source: RefSeq, a predicted model, not a curated record
AUGAGUAAAUCUGAUGAUAAGAUUGCUUUGCCAAAAAGAAUCUCCGAACCUGGUACAAAUGGAAGCAUAUUGGAUAGAAUUAACAAGCACUCCAACAUGAAGUUGGUUGGUACAGUUGAAAACGUUUUGGGCAGAGAAUUCAAGAAGCUUGAAGAUUCAUUCUUGGCUCCGGUAAUUAAGAUGGGAAGGAGGCAGAAGCAUAUGGUGUUUUCAAGGCAUUUGAUUCAUCACUUACUCUUAAGGAGAAUUGAUAUAGGCAAGAAGGGUUUGUGGUUUUCUUUUGGAGAACAACUAAUGAGAUUUUCUCUAAGAGAAUUCCACUUGGCAACGGGUCUGCCUUGUGUUGUUGACAAAGAUGAAGAGGAAGUGGAGACUUCAGCAACAAAAAACAAGAAGAAAGACCCAUGGAUGAAGAAGAAUCAAACUUUAAACACCUUGCUUAAUCUACUUGUGAAAAAGAGUACAUAUCUUACCGUUGAUCAGAGAUUAAGGUUGGGAGCUACAAUCCUUGUGGAAGGGAUAUUAAUGGCAAGCAAUCCAGUGACAAGUAUACCAGAAGAGCGUCUGCUUAGAGCUAGAAAUUUCAAAGAGUUUUGCAAGUAUCCCUGGGGGAAUUUGGCCUUUGAUUAUUUAUGGGAAGAAGUGGAGAGCUUUACCUAUACAAAGUUGACGGAGAAAGAUCAAUAUGCGAUUUGUGGCUUUAUAUAUCCCCUUCAGCUAUGGGUGUUAUCUUCUGUGAAUCAACUAGGCACGUUCUUUGGUAUUAGGAAUGAUGAAAUUCAGUUUCUCUUGUGCUUGCAUUGGAUAGAAACCAAAUCGCUUACUAUUGAAGAGGUUAACAGAUUCGACAAAAUGGAGGAGAGGAUAUCGUUUGAAGAGAAUGGAAGUGUCGACAUUGCCGUUGCUGAAGCUGAAGUGGACGAAAAUAAUUCUGCUCCUAGGAUUGAUGCAACUGAUCAAGAAAAGAUUGAAUUCCUCACUAAGAAGGUAGUGUCUCUUGAAGAAAAAGUGGAGUACCUUGAAGGUCUUUUGAACAUUCGUAGAGAAACAGUGAAGGGAAAGAAGAAUGGUGUAAGACCUCCACGUGAAGUAGACCAUCAAGAAGAAGAUGAUACAGAAACACAAGAGGAAGAUGAACAACAACAAGAAGAUGACACAGAAGUCAAUGCAGAUGUGGACGUCAGUGCUAAAGAAAGUGAAAAUCCAGAAACCAAUGAAGAUGGAGAAAUGAAUGAGGAUGCAUCUAAAAAGCCCGUGAAGGUUACAAAGAAACGUGGAAGAGGAAAUAAGGGAAAUAAGAAAAGUGUAAAACCUCCACGUGAAGUACAACAACAAGUAGAAGAUGAUGCAGAAAUCGGUGCUAAAGAGAGUGAAAAUCCAGAAACCAAUGAAGAUGGAGAAAUGAAUGGGGAUGCAUCUAAAAAGCCCGUGAAGGUUACAAAAAAAGGUGGAAGAGGAAAUAAGGGAAUGAAGAAAGGUGUAACACCCCCACAUGAAGUACAACAACAAGUAGAAGAUGACGCAGAAGGAAUGAAGAAAGGUGUAACACCCCCAUGUGAAGUACAACAACAAGUAGAAGAUGAUGCAGAAAUCGGUGCUAAAGAGAGUGCAAAUUCAGAAACCAAUGAAGAUGGAGAAGUGAAUGAUGAUGCAUCUAACAAGCCCGUGAAGUUUACAAAGAAACUUGGAAGAGGAAAUAAGGAACCUAACGUUGACACAUCCAAAUCAAAAAGACAAAAGAAACAAGAAGAUUCAGCUGGUGAUGUGAUAGGACGUGUAUUGGAAGAUCUGAAAAAAACCGAUUAG